This is a messenger RNA of Medicago truncatula (barrel medic), 747 nucleotides long. RefSeq lists its product as uncharacterized. The record is from RefSeq and is a predicted model, not a curated record. The transcript is spliced from 3 exons. Lineage: Eukaryota; Viridiplantae; Streptophyta; Magnoliopsida; Fabales; Fabaceae. The coding region runs from base 1 to 747 and encodes 248 amino acids.
AUGGAUACUUUUGAUAUCGAAGCCUACAAACAAAAAUGUGAUAUUGAAGACACUUAUAUCGUCAACCGAUUUAUUCAGCGUCGAAAAAAAAUAGAGGAAGGUAGUGGAUCUCAUAGUAGAAAAUAUUUAAAUAGAGAUCAUGCAGCGGCAAACCAAAGACUCAUUGACGACUACUUUGCCAAUGAGCCUACAUAUGACGAUGCAAUGUUUCGUCGUCGGUACCGGAUGCAAAAGUACGUUUUCCUUCGAAUCGUUGGAGACCUUUCAAGUAGUGAUAACUACUUCACCCAGCGAGUUGAUGCCGCCAACAAAGAAGGAACGUUGAACGAUAUCAAUGUUCUAGACCGGUCACCGGUGUUUGAUGAUGUGGAACAGGGAAAUGCUCCAAGGGUGAAUUUCUUUGUGAAUCAACGUCCCUAUAGUAUGGCAUACUAUCUAGCUGAGGGUAUCUACCCUUCUUAUCCAACUUUCGUCAAAUCGAUUAGACUUCCUCAAAGUGAACCUGGUAAGUUAUUUGCAAAACAUCAGGAGGCAUGUCGGAAGGACAUCGAACGUGCUUUUGGAGUGCUUCGAGCUCGAUUUAAAAUCAUCAGUGAACCAGCUUGCUUGUGGGACAUAGCCGAUUUGGGUAUCAUCAUGAGGUUUGAUGUCUCCUAUUUGCAAGAUAAUUGUUCAUCGGAUUGUGUUGUUGAGCAUGUGGAAGUGGGACAUUUGAAGUUUCACUUCAAGUAUAUGGGACCAACUUAG